Molecule: messenger RNA, 1694 nt
Organism: Passer montanus (Eurasian tree sparrow)
Lineage: Eukaryota; Metazoa; Chordata; Aves; Passeriformes; Passeridae
Product: atherin-like
Exons: 5
Molecular function (GO): protein binding
Source: RefSeq, a predicted model, not a curated record
AUUGCUGGGGGGUCCCAGCUGCUGGGGUUCUCUGUGGGGUGGUGCUCACGCUGCACUUUGGGGGCCCCCCAGCCCCCCUGCAGCAGCAGCGAGGCCUCGGCGCGGGAGGAGGAAGAGGAGGAGGAAGAUGAGGACGAGGAAGACGAGGACGGGACCGGCUCGGAGGCCUCGGAGGACGCGGGGCCCCCCCGGCAGCUGAACGGGGAGGGCCGGGGGGGGCCCCCCCUGCGCCCCCCGGGGCAGCCGCCCCCCGAGCGGCCCCCCCAGCCCAAGGCCUGCGCCCCGGGGGAGGGGGGCUGCCAGCACAUGGCCCCCCUCAAAAAGGAGGGGGCCUUCGGGCAGCCCGACAGAGCAGUGUCCCCGGCGCUGGCGGGGGCCGAGCCCUCGGUGCCGCUGUCCCCGGGCAGGCCGGGCCCCCAGGCUGCCGAGGGGGCCCCGUUCAGCUGCACGCCCGGGCGCAAGGACAAGGCCGUGGACCCGGUGGAGUGGUCGGUGCGGGACGUGGUCGAGUACUUCACCGAGGCCGGCUUCCCCGAGCAGGCCGGGGCCUUCCAGGAGCAGGAGAUCGACGGCAAGUCGCUGCUGCUGAUGCAGAGGGCCGAUGUGCUCACGGGGCUCUCCAUCCGCCUGGGCCCCGCGCUCAAGAUCUACGAGUACCACGUGAAGCUGCUGCAGCGCAGCCACUUCCAGGACGAGGAGCCCCCCCCGGAGCCCUUCCCGGCCUGAGAGACCCCCCCGGACCCGCGGGGGACCCCCAGACCCGCGGGGACACCCCGGGAUGCGGGAGGGCUCCUCCCUCCCCCCGCUGCUGCACACAGAGACUUUGGGGGGUGGCUGUGGGGGUUCCACCCCUUUUUGGGGGGUCCCACCUCUCUUUGGGGGGUCCCACCUCUCUUUGGGGGGGUCCCACCUCUCUUUGAGGGGUCCCACCUCUCUUUGGGGGGGUCCCACCUCUCUUUGGGGGGGUCUCAUCCCUAUUCAGGGGGGUCUCGCCUCUCUUUAGGGUCCCACCUCUAAUUUUGGGGGGGGUCCUGCUCUCAUUUGAGGGGUCCCACCUCGCUUUGAGGGGGUCUCAUCUCUGUUUUGGGGGGGUCCCGUCUUUCUUUGGGGGUCCCACCCCUAUUUUGGGGCUCCCACCCCUCUUUAAGGGGUCUGUCUUUUGGGGGGGACACCCCUCUUUUGGGGGGGCUCACCCUUGAUUUGGGGGGCGUCUCCUUGGGGACCCCUCUUUCAGGGGGGUCACUUCUCUUUGGAGGGGUCCUCCCCUCUCUUUUUGGGGGGGUCACCCCUCUUUUGGGGGGAUCCCACACUCUGAGGGGGUCGCCCCUCUCUUUUGGGGGUCUCCUCUCUCUGGGGAGCCCUGGGAGUGGGGGCACCCCGCUCCUCGUGGGGUCACCCCAGUUUUGGGGGGCCCCCUGGGGGCGGGGUCACCCCUCCUUGAGGGAGCCCCCUUUUUAGGGGAUCCCCCUUUUCUUGGGGGGGUUUUUACCGCGGGGGGAGGGGGUUGGGGGGCUCUGCCCGGAGAUGUUUUAACCUUCCCCAGCCCGUGCCCCCCCCCAAAUUGGGGUGCGGCCCCCCCACCCCUUGGCCACGAGGGGGGAGCCCCCGAACCCCCCGCAGUCUGUGCCCCCCCCUUCCCCGGGCCUGCCUCGUUUUGGGUUUUUUUAAAUAAAAACGGAAAAUGAAAUAAAAUC